Molecule: messenger RNA, 2463 nt
Organism: Cavenderia fasciculata
Lineage: Eukaryota; Evosea; Eumycetozoa; Acytosteliales; Cavenderiaceae
Exons: 2
Coding region: 1-2463 (820 amino acids)
Source: RefSeq, a predicted model, not a curated record
AUGAAAGAUAGAGAUAAAUUCAUACACACAAAGAAUUCAUUUCAAAAGAUAUUGAAUAAUCAGGUUAUUAGAAAGAUAAUAUUUAAUCAUGUUAGUUCUAUUCACAAACAAUUAGAGAUUCAACCUAUUAAAUUCUCAACACUCUUUACAUUGGUUGAUUACAUUCGAUAUGGUUUGAAUGAUUUAUUCUUUAAACAUAUAGAUCAACUUUGGACGAUGAUGUUUACUGAUGGUAUUUAUAGAAAUGAUCAUAGUCAUAGAUUAACAAGAAUAUUAUCAGCAGCUAUUAGUUUUAAUAAUUAUAGAGUAUUGGAAUACCUAUUGAAUAGAAUCAAGAGAGAGAUAUCACCUUUUCAAAUGACCAUCAGUAUCGAUUUUAUCGAUACAUGUCAUGGAAAGGACAAUAUCUAUUGUCUAAAUCCAAAGGUUUUCAAUCUAUUGGUAGAUGAUAGUAUAUUCAUUGAAUCAAAUAGAUUAUUGAAUAGAAUGGUAAAGACUGCUAUCUUAGUUUUUGGAGAUGUGGAUAUCAUUAGAGAGUUGUUUGGUCUAUACAAUCUCUCAAAUCUCAUUGAUUUAUUUAGACAGUACGAACCAAUAGAUUGUGGUUUACCAACAAUGAUUAAAGAUUUAUUCAACAAAAAGACGGAUACAGAGUUGAUCCAACUGUACAAUGUCGUCACAAAACUCAACAAAAUGGUUGAUAAAGACACUCAAGGAAAUAUAAAAGUGUAUUCAUUGGUAUAUGACCGUCUCAAUUUCAUCAAACAUGUCUCUCAAGGAAAUGCCAUCAUAAAACCAGAAUGGAAACCAAACAUCCUCUCCCCACAUCUCUUCUCACCAUAUGCAAGUAAGAGGAUACAAGAAAAUGAGAGAAAGAAAGAAAUCAAAGAAAUUUACCACACUGAAGAUUUUAUUUAUUAUUAUGAUGACCAAGGAUUGAUGGACAAGAUCAAAGAUGGAACAGACAUUGAAUAUAUUCGGCACAUAUUCUCACCACAGACAACCAUCAAUAAUUCCGAUGAUAUAUUUAUGAUGAUGCAGACUCCGGAUUACUUUGCAGGGUCUCUUGCCUCUGGAUCUGAUCAAUCUGUCACAUUUUUAUUAGAGUAUGUUCGUCAGCAAAGCGACCCAGGCUUUAAAUUUCGAAUUGGAACCUCUCGUCUCAUGUUCUCGAUCCAUCCGGUCUUUUGUUCUCGCCAUUACAUCGAUCUCUUGGGAAGAUAUGUUCGUCCAACGGAUUACAGCUGUUCCAAUAUCAUCCGAUCGACACUCCAACAUGCUCAAAAGGGUCAAGAGUAUGACCAACUAGAUUAUUUACUCAAAUCAGCGCUUUGUCGGUCAAUCAAUAUCGAUUUUUCAGACUCAAUUGCAUCAAUCAUUGAUAUGACUAACGGCAAUGUAUAUCAUGAUUUGAUAGAGAGACUAGUUGCAUAUGUAAAGGUAAAACCCAACCAUUGUAUAUUUCCAUUUGAAUCGGUCCACAAGUACACCAGAGAUGAUUACCAAGGACGGGAUCAAUUCAUAUCUGUCGUCGGAAGGAUAUUAAAUGAAUGGGAUAACACUUCCAAACCCAGCUUCCGCAUCCGAAUUAGAAACGAAUGGACACUCCAUCCAGCGCUUAUUGAAAGGUUAACCUAUCUUUUUUGUAAAAGCCACCCCCCUUUUGGAGAAUAUGAAGAAAUUUACUACCUUUUCCUCAAAAGUGCAGCCAUUACCGCCAACAUGGAUCUCUUCAAACGUAUUUUCUUUGCCAUCUCUGCCAUUAGCACUAUUCCAACAUUUGAUCUUGUCAGAAUCCUUUUAUUGGUGGUCAAUGCCAGUCACUAUCAAUUUGCAAUGAAAUAUGUCAAUGAAUUUAUUGAUGUGACCUUAAUAGCUCAAAUGUUGUCUCCAUAUUUAAAAAGCUCGAUUGAAAUUCUAUUUAACUUGUAUUUUUAUUUGGCCAAGAAGGAUAUAGAAUCAAAACAAGAAGAUAUUGAUAUUGACCAAUUCCAAGACUAUCAACAACUUGCCAAUCAAAUUUUAGAUCUAGUACCAACUAGAAACAAAUUUGAAAUCAUCUAUUAUGCAACAGAAUUGACUGAUGAUCAAUUCAAUAUUCUUUGGGUUAGGUUCUCUGAUGAUUUAAAUAUUCGUGAUUGGUUGGUCCACCCAUCCAACCAUCACACUGAUUUUAAAUAUGAUCAAAAAUUCUUUAAUCAUCUUGAAAGAUUGUAUAGACUCUAUCAACAAGAUCAACUUGACAAAUAUCAAUACAUCAAAUAUCCAAUGAAUCCACCUCCUCUCACAAGAAGAUAUAUUGGUAUUUGGAAUCAAUGUUUACAAAAUUAUUAUUUCAACAAAAAUAAUAAUAAUAAUAAUAGAAUAGUAAAGAAUUAUACUCAAAAAAAAUAUGAUAAAUUUAUGAGUCUGGCAAUUGAAAUUGGUUUCACUCCUUCUGGUGUUGAUGAAAAUAAAAAAUAA